Molecule: messenger RNA, 942 nt
Organism: Hansenula ciferrii
Lineage: Eukaryota; Fungi; Ascomycota; Saccharomycetes; Phaffomycetales; Wickerhamomycetaceae
Exons: 1
Coding region: 1-942 (313 amino acids)
Source: RefSeq, a predicted model, not a curated record
AUGGGUUCUUUUGAUGCAGUUAGAAAUGAUGAUAACUUACAAGAUAGAAAAAUGUUGUUUAUUGAAGGUCCUUAUCCAUUAGAUCAAAGAAUUGAUGUAGAUGAUGAGGAUGAUGAAGAUCUUACGGAUUAUGAAUACAAAUCUGAUUCUAAUUCUGAUACCGAAUCAAAUAAGUCUAGCUCAGUUGAUGAGUACUCUUUGAAUAAUGCCUGUAAUGGGUUUGAUAAAUUGAGAUUAAAUGAGAAUAUUACACCAUUCAGAAGAUAUUCCAAAAAAAUUAGAGUUAAAUGUUAUCCAUUUGGUGUGGAAAGAAGGUUACCUGUUUCUUACGAAUUCAGUGAAGGUAAUAUUGAUUGCAAUUAUUAUUUCAGAUUAGUUGAAGAUGAAGAAGAUGAACAUAAAGAACCUUUAAAUGGUGUUCCAUUGAAUGAUCCAAGAUCUAGCCUUAUUGAAAUCUUAUCAGAUAGUUAUAGAUUAGAAAAUGUUGAAUGUUCAACUGAUACGAAUGCUCUUUUUGCAGAUGGUUCAAGUUUACCAAAAGGUCAAAGAUUUCAAGCUUAUGAUAAGAAUAAAGAACUUUAUCCAGUUUUCCAAAAAUAUUAUUCUCCAAUAGGUAGUUUAAGAAAAUUUAAAUUUGCACUUGGUUUAAAUUCCAAAAAAUUAAAUGUUAGAAAAGUUAUUGAAAAUUUAUUGAAUAUUAUUGAACAUACUGGUGGUAAUCUUGAAAGUGAAUAUAAUGGUUAUGCUACUGAAUAUAGAAAUGAAACUCAUUCAUUCUUUGUUAUUGGUGGUACCAAAUUGAAAGAUAGCGAAGUUCAAGAUGUUUUACGUAAAGCGGUUGAAGAAAAAUUCAAGAAUCCAGAAGAUGAAGGUGAACUUUUUGAUGAUGGGAAGACAUUGUUCAUUCCAGGAUAUAUUACGUACAAGAAGUGUGACAAUUGA